Molecule: messenger RNA, 1448 nt
Organism: Hemibagrus wyckioides
Lineage: Eukaryota; Metazoa; Chordata; Actinopteri; Siluriformes; Bagridae
Exons: 5
Coding region: 936-1352 (138 amino acids)
Source: RefSeq, a predicted model, not a curated record
UCAAUUCAGUUUAUUUAUCUAACACAUUUAAUGAAAGUGAAGUGAAAGUGAAAUUGUGUAAUUUGGUCCUUAGAGAUAAAACAUUUUGUUCCACUGCAUGUUCCUACAUGUAGUAGAAUGUCAAUAACGCUCAGCUGACUUCACUUUCAUUACAGAAAAUACUUUUUAUUGUAUACAACUAACAAAUUAUAUAGCAAAUGAUUACAUAAAGUUAAAAAAAAUAGUAUAACAUUUUAAGAAAAUAGUCUGAUCCUCACAGCACUCCUAGACCUCAACCACUGUACAUUGUGGCAUGACUACAGUAACUCUUUCUGUUGAUUUGCUUAAAUGCACAGUGGAUGUAUUUAACACACAUCUUCCAGCAAUGUGCUCAACAGGGAGAAAUGUGGUUCUGCUACAGGGUCAAUGGUGGGUUACCCUUUUGCAUGUCUGGGCAAAACAGUCAAUCUCAGUUAUACAAUUUUCAGGGUACAUUUGAUGUUACAUGGUCAACAUCGCAUUUCUGUCAUCCUCAUCCAAGAUUGUUUGCUGGAAUGGAGACAGAGGCUCCACUGUACAGUUUAAUGCUCUCCGAGCUCUUCCUGGUUACGUUACUUUGCAUGUGAUGAGCCUCGGCCAAUCGGGUGCUAGGUCACGGUGACACGGUUUGUUCCUCCAAUCACAGACGAGGUCACGAGACAAAGCGCGGAACCAAAACAUACAAACAGAGAUGUUACUCUUUCCUGGAAUUUUCUUACCAUUUUCAUUUUUACCUCCGCUCUUUAUAUUUUCUUCACUCUUUACAUUUACCUUGCUGUUUACAAUGGCUAGCCAAGGAACCGAAGAGGAAGAGGCAACUGCACAGUCCUAAAAUCGCGGAGGCAGUCCAUCAGCUACACAACUCUGAGGAAACUGUAGAUGCUAUGACCCGGAGCACGGAUUAAGCUCGCCAUAUAAUGAGAUGGUCACCUCAUUUUAGUGGGACCACUGUCCAUAAGCGCGGAAUUGAUGAAGGCCUGGAUAAAAAUGACUUUGUUGUUGCCUGCAAGACAUACUAUGAGACUGUGCAUAGAAAUUUCUGGUACAUCCUAGCAAGUGUGGCUGCAGCUAAUAAGACCUCAGCCUGGAGUCGCCAGAAGAGAAAGAGGCUCUUGGAGGUGAGGCAAAGUGUACUGGCUGUGGACGAAGUGGACUUCUGGAGGGGAAUCACCGCUGACAUGAUGUCAGAUGAAGAAGACGAUGAUGGAGUCUCGGGGUGCAUUGUGAGACCUCCAUCAUUCCGCAGCCAGAUGCUGAGCAAUCUGUGGGCUAAGCUGCAGAUGAGCCUAGAAGCCAGUUCAAAGUAUGCAGCACUGCAUCACCGGCGUCUGUGAACUGGGCAUCCGUCUAACAGAACACCACCCGCAUACCUACGACCCCUAGGCAGCAAAAAGACAUUUGAUGCCAAACGUGAUGCCAUGACAAUAAUC